GAUUCAUUCCCGGAUUGUGAUUGACUCCUUAGGGCAUGAGUGAAUCAGUGAAUUCGUUAAUCGCUUUUUCUGUCAUCGUUGCCUCCCAUUGUCUCUCCCUCCCCUGCCUCCCUCUCUCUUCACCACUCUCCCUCUCCUGCCUCUCUCCCUCCCCUGCCUCCCUCUCUCUUCACCACUCUCCCUCCCCUGCCUCCCUCUCUCUUCACCACUCUCCCUCUCCUGCCUCUCUCCCUCCCCUGCCUCCCUCUCUCUUCACCACUCUCCCUCUCCUGCCUCUCUCCCUCCCCUGCCUCCCUCUCUCUUCACCACUCUCCCUCUCCUGCCUCUCUCCCUCCCCUGCCUCCCUCUCUCUUCACCACUCUCCCUCUCCUGCCCCUCUCCCUCCCCUGCCUCCCUCUCUCUUCACCACUCUCCCUCUCCUGCCUCUCUCCCUCCCCUGCCUCCCUCUCUCUUCACCACUCUCCCUCUCCUGCCUCUCUCCCUCCCCUGCCUCCCUCUCUCUUCACCACUCUCCCUCUCCUGCCUCUCUCCCUCCCCUGCCUCCCUCUCUCUUCACCACUCUCCCUCUCCUGCCUCUCUCCCUCCCCUGCCUCCCUCUCUCUUCACCACUCUCCCUCUCCUGCCUCUCUCCCUCCCCUGCCUCCCUCUCUCUUCACCACUCUCCCUCUCCUGCCUCUCUCCCUCCCCUGCCUCCCUCUCUCUUCACCACUCUCCCUCUCCUGCCUCUCUCCCUCCCCUGCCUCCCUCUCUCUUCACCACUCUCCCUCUCCUGCCUUUCUUCCUCCCUUGCUCUUCCCACUCCCCUAUCACUAGCCUUUUCCUGCCUCUAACCCGUAUUCCCACUCUCUACCCUCUGCCCUCCACCUCCCUGUCACUCUCCCUCACCUGCCUGCCUCUCUCCUUCCCCUGCCUCUAUUCAAACUCUUACUACACUCCCUCUCCUGUCUCUCCCCUUCCCCGUCAGUCUCCCUUUUGUCACUCUUUCUGUCUCCUUCCCUCCCCUGCCUCUCUCUCUCUGUCCCCCGUCACUCUCCCUCCCCUGUCACUCUCCCUCCCCCAUCACUCUCCCUGCCUCUCUCUGUCUCCCUCCCUCCCCUGCCUCUCUCUCUGUCCCUCUCCCUCCCUGUCACUCUGUCUCCCUCCCCUGCCUCUCUCUCUGCCUCUCUCCCUCCCUGUCACUCUCCGUCUCCCUCCCUCCUCUGCCUCACUCUCUGUUCCCUGUCACUCUCCCUCCCCUGUCAUUCUCUCUGCCUCUCUCCCUCCCUGUCACUCUGACUCCCUUCCUCCCCUGCCUCUCUCUCUCUGUUCCCUGUCACUCUCCCUCCCCUGUCACUCUCUCUGCCUCUCUCCCUCCCUGUCACUCUCUGUAUCCCUCCCUCCCCUACCUCUCUGUCUCCUGUCACUCUCUCUGCCUCUCUCCCUCCCUGUCACUCUCUGUAUCCCUCCCUCCCCUACCUCUCCCUCUGUCCCUGUCACUCCUCCUCCCUUGUUCCUCUCUCCCUCCCUGUCACUCUAUGCCUCCCUCCCCUGCUUCUCUCUCUGUCCCCUGUCACUCUCCCCUGUGUUCUCCCCACUGAGGGCGACGAAGCGCUGAAACCUUCAAUAGUCUGGGCGAGACCUGCUGCAUCUCGCAGCUCCUCCUAUCGGUGAGAGGCGGCCCGGCUCGUGUGCCCUCCCGAGAAGCUGCUAUAAAUAUUUAGCGAAUAGAAACUCAGGUCAGUCGGUGGAAGUUGCCGCUGAUGCAGAGCGAGAAGGAACGCACAAAACAGUCGAACUCUCUAACAGAAGGAAAGGAAUAAACACGCUCGCACCAGGUAUGAAAAUGUGGGCAGUUCCUGACGAGAGACUCUUUUAACAACGAAAACUCCAGACGGUUGACUGUCAGGAGAGAGAGGUUCAAGACUUUGCGCUGUUCGUUCGUACACCAAACAGCCUCUGUGGGCACGGGUUGGCUGAAACUGAGCAGGCACCGUGCGAUGAAAUGGACACGGUCCGAAGCGGACGCGGCGAGAUGUAGAGCUGGUAUAACACGACGACCCCAGUGGAGGGGUCUGAUAGUUAAGGUGCGGGAGCCGGAUCGACCCAUUGGCGAGAAGGUUCAGAUCCAACCCAGAGAGAAGAGAGGGGAAUAGAAGAGAACAUAAACAAAGUGACUUGCUGGGAGGAGAAAGUAAGCGAUGCAAUAAAUAAAAAGACAAACAAAAACGGUGUUGGGAGAUCUCUCAGCAUCUGCAGUUCCCAUUAUUUUUGGGGGGAGAGAGAGAGAGAUGGCUUGGCUUUGCACACACUGGCACAACGCAUCGCUGGGCGAAUCGGGCGUCCCCCCUGACAACGGCAGCUCUCCGUGCAACGGCUCCGCGGCGGCGCUGCCGGUGGUGAGGAACGAGCUGUUGGCUCGCUUGGAGGUGGCCGUUCUGUCCGUCAUCCUGGUGCUGGCGCUGGGCGGCAACCUGGGCGUGCUGCUGGCGAUCCGCUCGAACCGCCGCAAGCCGUCGCGCAUGCUGUUCUUCGUGAAGCACCUGAGCAUCGCCGACCUGGUGGUGGCCGUCUUCCAGGUGCUGCCCCAGCUCAUCUGGGAGGUCACCUUCCGCUUCUACGCGCCCGACCUGGUCUGCCGCGCGGUCAAGUACCUGCAGGUGGUCGGCAUGUUCGCCUCCACCUACCUGCUCAUCGUCAUGUCCAUCGACCGCUGCCUGACCAUCUGCCAGCCCCUUAAAGCCCUGCAGCAGCGCACCACCCGGCCCUACGUGCUCUUCUCCUGGUUGAUCAGCCUGCUCUUUAGCACCCCUCAGGUCUUCAUCUUCUCCGUCAAGGAGGUGGGGCCCGGCGCCUACGACUGCUGGGGGGACUUCGCCCGGCCUUGGGGAGCCCGCGCUUACAUCACGUGGAUCACCCUGUCCGUCUACGUGCUGCCCGUUGUGGUGCUGCUCGUCUGCUACUCGCUCAUCAGCUUCAGGAUCUGGCGGAACGUCUGGCUGAAGACCCAGCGGGAGGCCCGCGCCGCCUCUUCCUCGUCGUCCUCCUCCUCCUCCUCCGGGGGCACCCUCAUGCUCUCCAGGGUCAGCAGCGUCAAGGUCAUCUCCCGCGCCAAGAUCCGCACCGUCAAGAUGACGUUCGUCGUCGUCCUGGCCUACAUCGUCUGCUGGACGCCGUUCUUCGUCGUGCAGAUGUGGAAGGUGUGGGACGAGCACGCCCCCGAGGAGAAUUGGACCUUCGUCAUCACCAUGCUACUGGCAAGUCUGAACAGCUGUUGUAACCCCUGGAUCUACAUGUUCUUCACUGGUCGGCUGUUCCACGACCUGGUCCAGCAACUGCUGUGCUGCUGCUCUCUAAAGCUCAACAAACCUGAGCAGCCCAGCAGCGAGCUGACCUGCAGCAAGAAAAGCAAUUCCUCCACCCUCGCCAUCAGCCUCAAGAGCUCGGGCAGCCAGAAGAGCCUUUUAUUUCAUCAGCAGCAUGAGCAGUAAAGCAAAUCGCACGCAACUUUAUGUGUGUGUGUGUCUGUGUGUGUGUGUGCGUGUGUGUGUGUGUCUAUGUGUGUGCAUGUGUGUGUGCGUGCGUGUGCGUGUGUGCAUGUGUGCGUGUAUGUGUGUGUGUGCGUGUGUGUGUGUGUAUGUAUGCGUGUGUGUGUGUGUGUCUGUGUGUGUUUGGUGAGGACCAGAUGGCCAAGGCCUUUCUCUCUGUUUCCUGUGCCUUUAUCCAUGAUGUAAAAUGCUGUGCUGAUUAUAAGCGAUAAAUUAUAAUUCCUCACCAAUGGAUUUUGAUGCACUGACAAAGCUUGUCCUUACAGUGGCUGGAUCCUGUGGUGUACGCUGCUCUUAUCACUCAGAAAAGACAGCUAGUGGAGAUUAAAUAAUGAGAUGCGUGCAAUGGGGCUAUGAUUCCAGUUCCUGACUGCCAUCCAUUGGUACCUAGCGUCCAUUGGGUGUGAAUAGAGUACAUUUGCACAGCUACUCUGCUGACAAACCAGGAUUGUUUCGACAAGGCCUGACUCGGGAGAGCGGAGUAGAUAUCUUUAAUCAACCUGUUCAGGAGUGCUAAUGGCAAGUCUCUGAUGUGGGUAGGACUUGACCCCAGACCUUCUAGCCCAGAGGUGGCGACACCACCACUGGGCCACAAGAGCCCUUAUCAUAAGAGUGAUGCUUGGGUUAACAGCCUCAUUUGCUGGGGAGGCAGGUGGGUGGUGCUGAGAGCUGCAUAUUGUGACCAGGAAACAAACCAGCACCUUUUUGAUGCCCUAUGAUGUCCAGCACAAGCCUGAUUAAGGCUGUGACAAUGAUUUAAGCUGAUCCUUCCCUGCAUAUUUGUGCCUUCUCACCAUCUCCACACCAACAAUUUGAAACAAGCAUUGGUCUAUACAAGUAGGCUUUUUUCCAGGGUGACACUAUAUAAUUGUUGUUAGUUUAUUUUUGUGUUGUGUAUUAGAAUGCUUAUUCUGUAUUUAUUGUACUUCAUUCAUUAUUUUGUUGUAAUUGAGGCUUUUUUUUGUCGACAUUAACUAAAGUGAUGUUACUAUUUCGUGGGAGGUAUCGGAGAUGGUGUGGUGGUGGGGGGGAGCAAUGGAUCCUUUUGGACACUUUCUCUGAUUAUUUUCCAAAGAGCUGGAAAUAUGGAAAGAUGUAGUAUCUUCGUUGAGCGACUUUGAGGUCAGAUAUCUCCAAACAUUUGGUCACUUUGGAUCAGAGGUUAUUGAUAAGGCAAUAUGACAUAAAGGGAGCUUGAAUGAUUGGGAAUCAUUGUCCUCCUCCUGAAAGAUACAAGGUGGUUGUGUUUUUCCCUGUAGCUUUGUUCCUGUAACAACUAUUCUCAAGUGUUGAAGAUCACUGUUCAGAUCAGCUAUGAUUUAAUUGAAUGGUGCAGUAGACUUGAGGGACAGUAUGGCCUACUCCUGCUCCUAAUUCAUAUGUCCAUAUAUUAUUAACAUUGAUAGUUAUUCAAAGGAGUAAAGAUGAAUUUCUUGAUAUUCGUCUUCGGUGUUGAACAGGACUAUCAAAUAGGCCCCUGCAAUAUGUAAGAAACUAACCCAUGGAUUUUCUCAAACUUUCUCCGAAAAGGACCCUGUAAUGGGAUAUUAGAGACUAACCCAGGGAUUUUCUCAUACUUUCUCCGAAAAGGACCCUGUAGUGGGAUAUUAGAGACUAACCCAGGGAUUUUCUCAAACUUUCUCCCAAAAGGACCCUGUAGUGGGAUAUUAGAGACUAACCCAGGGAUUUUCUCAAACUUUCUCCCAAAAGGACCCUGUAGUGGGAUAUUAGAGACUAACCCAGGGAUUUUCUCAAACUUACCCUUGCAAUCAGCCAUCCGAUAAACAAGCAGGAAAUAAGAGACAAGCCACUUGCAAUUGAGAUGAGGAGGAACUUCACCAUUCUUCUGAAUGGUGAAUCUUUGGAAUUCUGUACCCCAGAGAGCUGAGGAAACUCAAUCAUUGGGCACAUUAAAGGAUGUAGGGAGCGUGCAUGGGAAAUAGCAUUGAGAUAGAUGAUCUGCACGAUCUAGAAUGGCAGAGCAGGUCUGAGAGGCUGAUUGGCCUAAUCCUGUCCCGUUGAUCCUAUAGUCCAAACAUGUAAUUUUCCAUGGGCUCUAAGGGUAUCCAGUUUGGAGACCCUAGAGCAAAUUCCUGGUGUAAGCUUGGGUGUGGGUAGGGUACAACAAUCAUGAGAGUCUGGGGUAUCUGGGAGCAGUUGUGGCUCUUGCCAUCUUGGAUAAGGUAAUUUGAAUGUAUAAGGCAUAAAGGAAGAAGUAAGUGAGGUGAAAGACAAAAUUAUAAAAUGCCAUUGUGUUCUGAUUUGUACUGAGGUUUCUGUUAAUUAUUAAACACACUCUGUUCCACAUA
Messenger RNA from Stegostoma tigrinum, 5833 nucleotides. RefSeq names its product oxytocin receptor a (gene oxtra). Lineage: Eukaryota; Metazoa; Chordata; Chondrichthyes; Orectolobiformes; Stegostomatidae. The transcript has 3 exons. Gene Ontology annotation, molecular function: oxytocin receptor activity; peptide binding; vasopressin receptor activity. Bases 2268 to 3467 code for a protein of 399 amino acids. The record is from RefSeq and is a predicted model, not a curated record. Gene Ontology annotation, cellular component: membrane. Gene Ontology annotation, biological process: female pregnancy; maternal process involved in parturition; positive regulation of vasoconstriction.